UACUCUCUCAACUGUGUCAACACGGCCAAUAAAUAUUUCAAAUAUUUACCGAAGCCUAGUAAUACUACAGAACGUAAAAACAUACGGAUAUAUGAAGGUGUGCCUUCUUUCACAACCGGAAGCGGUACAGUGUAUGUGUGUAUGCGUUAACACGUCAGUGAGUCCAGAUGAACUCAUGAGUGCAGCAGGCCGAGAAGUUUUCAGUCAGAAACAAUCGGGAUUUGUCCAAAUUCUGGAUGUUGAUGGUUUAAUCUCCGUCGGAAGGUUUUAUCGAUUCAUGCCCGGAUCUGGAGCUCGUUUGGAGGAACCGCAGCGGCUGUUUUCGGCAGUUUUGUAGAGGCGGAGCGGCGGAAAAUGCCUCUGUUUCCAUGGAGCGUUUGUGUGUGCGCGGCGCUGUGUUUUCUGCCGGCGGUGAAUGCAGACGCUGUAGACGCUUCUCUGCUGGGCGGCUGGCAGGACGUCUGGCUCUUCCGCUUGUUCCUCAAUGUUUUGGGCUACGCCACCAUCAUCAUCCCUGGAUACUUACUCAUCAGCUACUUCAAGCGAGUCAACUAUCUAGAAACAGGUCGUGGGCUUUGUUUCCCUCUCAUAAAGACUUGUGUGUUUGGCAACGAGUCUAAGACUGGACUGCUGGAUGACGCUUCACCCACUGGCAGAAAUGAGUCUGAGUCCAGUUCAUCGGCUCGACAGGCCUUCAAACUGAUCUUCUGUGCCGCUGGACUCCAGGUGUCGUACCUGACGUGGGGCGUCCUGCAGGAGCGUGUGAUGACGCGGUCAUACGGCGCCAGCGAGGCAGAGGGCAGCGGCGAGCGCUUCAGAGACUCCCAGUUCCUGGUGUUCAUGAACCGUAUCCUGGCGCUGACGGUGUCGGGUCUGUGGUGCGUCCUCUUCAAGCAGCCUCGACACGGAGCGCCCAUGUACAAAUACUCCUUCGCCUCGCUCUCCAACAUCCUCAGCAGCUGGUGCCAGUACGAGGCGCUCAAGUUCAUCAGCUUUCCCACACAGGUACUACACGCACUACAUUCUGGGUACACAAGAUGCUCAAUAAGGCAUUGUCCGUGGAUCUGCUUGACAGUCCCAUGUUUGCAGCUUUGGCGUGAAUCACUCACAUGAGCCAUGGUGCUUAGA
This is a messenger RNA of Danio aesculapii, 1128 nucleotides long. It is a transcript of the gene slc35b2, whose product is annotated as solute carrier family 35 member B2. Gene Ontology annotation, biological process: transmembrane transport. Gene Ontology annotation, molecular function: 3'-phosphoadenosine 5'-phosphosulfate transmembrane transporter activity. The record is from RefSeq and is a predicted model, not a curated record. The coding region runs from base 355 to 1113 and encodes 252 amino acids. The transcript is spliced from 4 exons. Gene Ontology annotation, cellular component: endoplasmic reticulum membrane; Golgi membrane. Lineage: Eukaryota; Metazoa; Chordata; Actinopteri; Cypriniformes; Danionidae.